Messenger RNA from Aspergillus pseudonomiae, 1922 nucleotides. Its product is annotated as putative MFS transporter. The record is from RefSeq and is a predicted model, not a curated record. Gene Ontology annotation, biological process: transmembrane transport. The transcript is spliced from 2 exons. Gene Ontology annotation, molecular function: transmembrane transporter activity. Gene Ontology annotation, cellular component: membrane. NCBI's taxonomy places the organism in Eukaryota, Fungi, Ascomycota, Eurotiomycetes, Eurotiales, Aspergillaceae. Bases 286 to 1815 code for a protein of 509 amino acids.
UUGGUUUGCCUCGUCCCCGGAUGAGAUCAUCCUGCGCAUGCAGAGUUACCCCCACGUCGCUUUGUGCCGUUGCUGGGGCUGGUCCUACCCCAGGAUUUGGGUGGAGUCGGUUGGGCAGGAUGGCCCUUGCGACCGUGCCAUCCUAUACGAGUCUCCCCCCUGUGGGUGGAUUGUUUAUAUAGCGUCGGUUGGACCCUGGGGUCGGGUCCAUCUUUCUACCCUACAUCGCUCUGUCCCGAGCGGAUUUCUCGUUGCUGCUGUGUUGUCGACUGAACCUCUCUCAUCAUGGACGACGGCAAGAUCACCGACCAUGAAGUGAUGGGCGACAAAGCAGAUAUCACCCAUGAGGAAGUGGUCCAGGUGUCUCAGUUGACGCCCGAGGAGCUGGAGAUCGAGAAGAAACUGCGGCGGCGCAUUGAUAGUUUAAUCAUGCCGUUGGUCAUUCUCGUGUAUCUGAUGAAUUAUAUUGAUCGGAAUAACUACGCCGCCGCCAAAUUGCAAGGUCUCAUGGAAGACUUGAACAUCAAUGACCAACAAUACCAGACCGGCCUGUCCGUUCUCUUCGUCGGUUACAUCCUAAUGCAAGUCCCGUCGAAUCUCCUUCUGAACUACAUGGGCCGACCGUCGCUCUACCUCGGCUUUUUCACCACGGCCUGGGGCCUGGUGUCGACGGUGACCAGCCAAGUCACGAGCUACGGGGGCAUCGUCGCCUGUCGGUUUAUCCUAGGUCUGGUGGAGGCGCCGUUCUUCGCCGGCGUGCUGUUCUACCUCUCCAAGUGGUAUACGAAGAAAGAGUUGGCCCUGCGCAUGAGUAUCUUCUACUCGGGCUCGCUGCUCAGCGGCGCCUUUGGCAACCUCAUCGCCGCCGGCAUCCUGAACGGUCUGCAGGGCCACCGGGGGAUUUCCGCCUGGCAGUGGUUAUACAUCAUCGAGGGCGCCAUCACCAUGGCCGUAGGCUUGACCGUGGCGGUGUUGCUGCCCGACUUCCCCGACACCUGGAAGCUGUUGUCGCCGGAGAUGAAGCAUGUGGCCAAUCGCCGCCUCGCUAUCGAGGCCGCGGAGGCGGACGUCGACGAAGCCGGCAAGAUGAGCCAGGUCAAGGGUCUGAAGCUGGCCUUCACGGACAUCAAGACCUACGCGCUCGCCCUCGCGUACAUGGCCAUCACCGGCGCCAGCGGCUUCCAGAACUUCUUCCCGACGCUGACCAGGACGCUGAACUUCAACGAGACCAUCUCGCUGCUGCUGGUGGCACCGCCCUAUAUCUUCAUGGUGGUGUACAGUCUCGCGCACUCCUACCUGUCGGACCGGUUCGGCCGCCGGUUCUGGUUCUUCGUCUACCCCAUCCCCAUCACGAUUAUCGGCUUCGUCGUCUUCAUGACCACUGACGGCUUCGGGCCGCGCUACUUCUCCUUCUUCCUCAUGAUCUUUGUCUUCGCGCAGAACGGCACCGUCUACUCCUGGAUCGCCAACUCCAUCCCGCGCCCGCCGGCGAAACGCGCGGCCGCGUACGCCUUCAUCAACUCGAUCGGCAACUCGGCCAGUAUCUGGACCCCGUAUACCUACCGCCACACGGAUUAUCCUUACUACCGCCCGGCCAUGGGGACGUGUAUUGGCCUGCAGGUCUUGGGGCUGGCGAUGGCGAUCCUGAUGUAUUUCCACCUGCGGAGCUUGAACAAACGGCUGGACCGGUUGGAGGACGAGGAGGUGACGUUGACGCCGAAGGAACUCGAACGGUUACAGAAGACGGCGGAGAUGGAGGGCAUCGACAUUGCGGCAGCGCGGCGGUUGCAAAAGGGGUUCCGAUAUAUGAUCUAAUAAUUGGAGUUGGGGCUUACGUGAAAGUGUAGCCAGACAUGUUCCUGUUUCCUAAGAAUACAGAUUUUCUGAGUUAAUGAACCGUACAUGAGUCGUGACGCGUAUUA